This is a messenger RNA of Prorocentrum cordatum, 5253 nucleotides long. The record is from the annotation of a GenBank genome assembly. NCBI's taxonomy places the organism in Eukaryota, Dinophyceae, Prorocentrales, Prorocentraceae.
AUGCAAUCAGUGACGCUUGUGUCAACAAGUAAUGCGUUCGCAUGCAUACUUCAAUUUGGGAGCGUAUUGUUCUUUGGCAACGGAGACGACACUGCUUCUCCCAAUUGGCAGAACGUCUGCCAGGGUGAGGAGCAGACUACUUCAACGAGUACUUCUAUGACAACAAGCACUUCCGUGACAACCUCAACCCAGCGAUAUGACCCAGCAAAAUUGUUGUACCCAGACGUUUGCCAGAUGUGGUUUUUUUAUGUCGCAAAUGCUAGCACUCUAAUCGAUCGACAAGACGAGUGUUCCGACGUGGCCGCAGAAAUUACCUCAAUCAAGCGAUACACUGUAUUCGACGAAGUACGGGUUGGACCGAAGUACGUCGACGUGUCAGUGUCUGACGAAGGCCUCGCAGGCUGCGUGUUCGAUUUGGGUGGUGAAACCAUUUCUUUUUACGACUCGACGGUUGACGCGCCAGCGUCUCAAAAUUUGAACCCAGUGAGACAGGCGUACGAGUCUUGGCUCGACAUUUGCGACGGCCUUACCACAUCCACUGAGUCGUCCACUGAGACAAGGACUUUCACCGCCACUACAAAAACCGAGUCUUCGAGCACGACAGAAACAACGACGACCGAGACCUCUAGCACGACGGUGUCCACAGCGACCGAGAGUUCUAGCACGAGUGGGACUACGACAACUGAGACCUCCAGUACAACUGCGUCAACGACCACCAAGACCUCCAGCACAACUGAAUCUACGACAACAGGGAGCUCCAGCACGACUCUGUCCACAUCAACCAGGACCUCCAGCACAACCGUGUCUACAACUACUGGGAGUUCUAGCACGACUCGGACUACGACUACCGCAACUUCCAGCACAACUGUGUCAACGACCUCCUGGAGUUCUAGCACGACUGGGUCCACAACGACUGGUACCUCCAGCACGACCAGGACGUCUAGCACGACUGGGACCACGACGACUGGAACUUCUGCCACGACUGUGUCGACAUCCACCAGGACCUCGAGUACGACGGUGUCUACCACCACCGAGACGUCCAGUACGACUGAGACAACGACGACCCAGACUUCUAGCACGACGAAGACCACGACUACUGAGAGUUCUAGCACCACUGGGUCUACCUUCACUGGGACCUCCACAACUACCAGGAGUUCUAGCACGACAGUGUCGUCAUCCACCAGGACAUCUAGCACGACUGCGUCCACAACUACGGGAAGUUCUAGCACGACUGGGACAACGGUUACAGCAACUUCGAGCACGACCAGGAGUUCCACAACGACGCUCACGACGAACACCGCAACUUCUAGCACAACUCUGUCCACGACCACCGAGACCUCUAGCACGACUGAGACCACGACGACUGUGACAUCCAGCACCACAGAGACUACGGUUACCGAAACUUCUAGCACGACUGUGUCUACAACUACUGAGAGUUCCACAACGACGAUCACUUCGUCAACCAUGACCUCUAGUUCAACUGCGUCCACCACCACCGAAACCUCCAGCACGACUGAGACCACGACGACCGGGAGCUCCACCGUGUCUUCUUCAUCUGGGACCUCAACGACAUCGUUCGCCACCACUUCAGCUACAAGUACCAGUUCGGCCACAAGCACUUCGACCGCGACCACAACCAUCACAUCGACCUUCACUCCAGAGCGCUGGUCCGAGAUCCGCUGCACCAUCGGGCUUUCAUUCACCGACAACGUCACCACUGAGAGAGUAGAGAACAUUACUCGGACAGUUCUUGCGAAAUAUUUGAACGCUUCGCAGUCGUUGAUCACCAUCGACUCUAUUGAAGAAGGAGUCGAUACUGAUGUAUCUGGCAGUGGCAGAUUGUUGACCAACGCUCAGAGCAGUUCCAGGCUGCUUUCUGCCACGUUCAACUUCGCGAUGGUCUACAUACUCCUCAUUGCGGGCCUGGACGCGACAACAGAAGCUCAGCUCUUGACCGAUCUAUUCAACGACUCUAGCGUACUCGAUUCGACACUCGCGGAGGUGAUGGCGAGUUCAAAUUUGGGAAACCUAACUGUUUUUUACGCGACCGAACCAGAUGUUAUUUUGUGGUUGUACACAACGGCGACCCUUACGUCGACGACAGCCACGUCCACGACAUGUUGCGUGUGCAAUCUUCCUAUCGUCUCCGACGUGCCUGUGGGACUUUGGGAGGAUGUGACUGACAACGUAUCGGCCAGGCCAGACUUGAUCCGUAUCGAAUGCAUGGGCAUCAGUUGGUUCGACACGUGUAAUCCCAAGUGUGGUCCUGGAUAUGUUGAAGCAGAGCAAAUGGUUUGCACGAACCUGUCAGAAGAAGACAAGAUGGUACCCUCGACGUUCAACGGAACAGCCAGGUGCGAGAGAGACGUCUGUCUGGGCAGCCCGUUCAACGGAACGGUCCCGAUUGGCUAUGAGCCGCCAGAUCAGAAUUGCACAGACAUGCUCUACCAGGGAAGGUGCAAUGUCUCAUGUUCCGACGGUUACACAGACAACGGAAUUACAGUCCAACUCGAGUGCCAGGCCACGACGAUUUGGCCAGACGCGGGGCCAGUAGAGUACGGUUUUGCAAAUGGUUCGGGCCGUUGCACCGAGUUGACUUGCGACGCGGACUCGGUGCCAAACAUGUUGAACGUGAUAGAUAGUUCUGCUUGCGUCGGCACUGCAAGCCGCGCGGGCUGCUCGCCUGUAUGCAACGAGUCAUACGAAUUGGUCGACACAGUCAAUUGUACCAAAGGCCAGUUCGACGAGAUACCGUUGGUUUGCAUACCGUCCGAGCACGCCGAGGUGCUCGAGCUUGUAGAGGUCCUGCACAUCCCGAUGGCCAUCGCCAGUGACGAUCCUGGCUCUGCUGAGGGCCUUACUGCAGUUUGGGCAGACGUACCUUCAAGCAGAGCAGCUAUCGAGGGUUCCAUUGGCAACAUAUUAGGCGUGCUUCCAGGUCAGAUCUUCGUCAAAGGAAUCAAGGACCUGAAUUCAGAUUGGAGUUCUGCCGCUCCGCCAGCUGCGAGGCGAUUGGCGACGCUGCAAGGGCUCUUCUUCGAAGUCGUGAUCCAGCCAACUGAACUCGUCAACCUGUCAACACUGAACGAAAGCAUCAGCAGUCUAGGCGGGAGCCACUUCAUCGACGAGCUCACGGGCGCCCUGCAGGACGCUGGUGUCAGCGAGCCGCCGGGCCUCGCGACGGCCACGUUCAUCGUCGGGCCGAUCGAAUACGCGACCUUCACUCUUCCCGUUGCGCGGUGGAUUGCCCGCACAGCAUGGUCGCUGUGCAACAACAUGUGUGGCGUGGGAGCACACACCCGUGUUGUAGAGUGCGUGGGGGCGUGGGGGAGCAACGCCACCGACUUGUGCAACGCAAAUGCUGGGCCAGGAUUCACUAUGGAGUCGUAUAUGCCCGCCUCUAAGCCUUGCGAGCAGUACAUCUCGUGCAGCUACGACUGGAGCUGCCCCAGCGGCCCUGAUCCCGUAACGGGCGAGGGCUGCGAGGCACAAGCAUCGGCCGUGGCAGUUGCGCUCGCUGUCACGUUCCUCUGCUGUGCGUGCUUGCUCGGCCAGUUCCUUCGGAAAUGGUGGUUGGCUCGGUCCGACCAAAAAACAACAAACAUUGAGUGGACGAGGGAGGAGGUAAUCACCGAAAAGCUCAGCGCACAUUCUGGCAUGCAGGGCUCCGCCGUUUUGAUACCUAAAGGAGGCCGCGGCGACCCGAUUGGGCCAGUGGAUUUGGAUUUCAGCGGCGCGGCGGAAUUUGAGCUUCGGAUGGAGGUGACUACUACAGCAAAGGAUUCGAUACUGGUUGGAAAGGUUUACCGGCGCGGUGGCGCGACAUUGACGAACAGUGUUAAGGCGAAGGCCCUUCUGGUCAGGCAAGGUUUCCCAGCAUGGCAGGUCGGUCAGAAUACCAUUUAUGGAAAAACUUACAUUUCCGAUGGUGAUCGGCAUGAAAUUUCGAUCGCGUAUAGUGCAGAACAUGAUCAGUACAUCCUCAAGGUCGACGGCAUCGAGGAAGCCCGGGGGCUCCACGGCUUCGCGGACAGUCCCGACACCAGCCUUGUCCUCGGAACCGCGAGCGCGCCGAGGGAUGAUGCGUUCAACGAUCUCUACCCUAUCUUCGAACAGCUGCGCAGAGCUGGUGUCGAGGUGUCCCCGCUGGAGGACAGGGCAGAAGAGCCUCUCUUCGACGGCGACAUCGACGGCCUCACCUGGAGGGAGCACGAGCGCAGCCGGGACGGGGGCCCGAUGGUCUGGUGCGCCUACGACCUGCACAUCGUCGGCGCAGAGGCGAUCGGCGAGAAGGCGACGCGGCAGGCAACGGCCAAGUCCCUCCAGCUCUUCUACAGGGGCCAGACCGUGGAGUACUGGUCACAGACCGUCCAGACGUGGGUGAUGGCGGAGGUCACCGCUGCGGCGGGCCAGUACUACGACGAGGCCUUGAAGCUCCACGCGCUCGGCUUCGACGUGUACGUCGGGGCGGCCUCGCAGUCGUCGCUCGGCGUGAGCAUGGCGGACCUGCGCGUGCCUCUCCUGGAGGGCGAGGCCGUGAGCGUCUUCUCCCAGAAGCACGGGGGCUGGUACCCGGCCCGCGUCCAGAGGUCGGGGCACGCUACCGACCCAAAGCGCGGAUACGACAUCAAGCUUGAGGAUGUGAUGGUGCCGUACAACAGGGAUGGGGAAGAGGUGAUGACGUUUUUUAAGUCCGAGUUGCAGAAGGACCUUGCCAGGUACAAGGGCAUGCCUGGACAGGACGACGACGAGCCCGUACUGAAGAACAUGACCCCUAAGCGCCUGAGGAGGCGCUUCAACAAAGGAGAGCGCGUCCUCCUCUACCAGGAUGCCAACAAAGGCCUCGUGGAGGCCGAGGUCCUCCAGGAGGAGGCACAACACAAGCCGGCGACAGAAAGCGUCGUUGUCGGGACGGAGGCGCACCACGACGGCAAGCUGUCCAACAACCAGAGCCCCGAGCGAGAGCUCGCUGGUGGCCGCAGCCUGUCGCCUCGAGGCAAGACCAGCAGCAACGACGAAAGCGCGCAAAGGAAGGCGAGGCGGUAUAAUUUCAGCGAUCAGCGCCACGCAAUAGUCGUUGUGAGGUGCAUCCAGUCCCAGGAGAGAGUGAAGGUGCCAGAGUACGCUCUGCGCAGGCUUGUCUCGUCGGGCAACGAGGAUACCCCGUCCAGGCGGAGGCCACCUAGCGGCACAGGGCCACCGAAGGGAGUCACAAAUGAUUCCUUUCACAAGGAGGAUGCCUUCGACGUCUGA